AAUAAAGCAUGCGAUGCACCAUUUUAUUGUUCUUGGCAGUUUGAUGCUGAAAAGCAGUUGAACACAAAAUCAGCAGCGGAAAAUUGUGCUGUAUACGGUGAUCACUAUAUACUUUCCCUGGUACAGAGUGAUACUGCAAGGCUAUCGAGUAUAACGAUCAUCUGUUUAUUAAACCAUCGGAAGAGUCUCACAAUCCCAGAACCAUCAUUCAAAUGCGCUCAUCAAGUGAUCUCGGAAGAUCCUCUGAAAAUUCCUGCAGGACAAGUACUCCAGCCAGUGCCUGGUGAUCCUCCUCAGCCACAUUUCGACGGAUACGAAUUCGCACCUGCAAAGGAUCAUUUGCACUGA
Anisakis simplex (herring worm) is the source of this 348-nucleotide messenger RNA. NCBI's taxonomy places the organism in Eukaryota, Metazoa, Nematoda, Chromadorea, Rhabditida, Anisakidae. The record is from the annotation of a GenBank genome assembly.